This is a messenger RNA of Lolium rigidum, 3018 nucleotides long. RefSeq names its product probable linoleate 9S-lipoxygenase 4. Gene Ontology annotation, molecular function: metal ion binding; oxidoreductase activity, acting on single donors with incorporation of molecular oxygen, incorporation of two atoms of oxygen; protein binding. The record is from RefSeq and is a predicted model, not a curated record. Gene Ontology annotation, biological process: lipid oxidation. Bases 159 to 2804 code for a protein of 881 amino acids. Lineage: Eukaryota; Viridiplantae; Streptophyta; Magnoliopsida; Poales; Poaceae. The transcript is spliced from 9 exons.
AACAAGGCACCACUCCCCCAUUUUUGGCUCUGCAUCCUCGAGGCAAACCCAGUUCCUUCCCUCCCUCUCUUUUCUCUUGCCCCGAGCGGGGAGCUGAGCUGGUGCGUGCGUGCGAGGGGAGGGAGGAAUCAGCCGGCAGCGGGUGGGUCGUCGGAGCGAUGCUGCUGCACGGGUUCUUCGACAAGCUGACGGGGAAGAACAAGGAGGCGUGGAAGGAGGGCCGGAUCCGGGGCACGGCGGUGCUGGUGAAGCAGGCCGUGCUUGACAUCGGCGACUUCACCGCCUCCGUCCUCGACGGCGUCCACAACAUCCUCGGGAAGGACGACGGCGUCUCCUUCCUCCUCGUCAGCGCCACCGCGCCUGACCCCAGCAAUGGGACGCGGGGGAAGCUGGGGAACCCGGCGCACCUGGAGGAGAUGGUGGUGACCAUGAAGUCCACGGCGGCGGGGGAGUCCGUCUUCAAGGUCACUUUCGACUGGGACGCCUCGCACGGCAUCCCCGGCGCCGUCGUCGUCAAGAACACCUACAAAUCCGAGUUCCUCCUCAAGACGCUCACCCUCGAAGGCGUCCCCGGCAAGCAGGACGGCACCGUCGUCUUCGUCGCCAACUCAUGGAUCUACCCCGGCGCAGACAGAGUCUUCUUCGCAAACGAUACCUACCUGCCCAGCAAAAUGCCUCCACUUUUGGUGCAAUACCGGCAAGAGGAACUCAAAAAUCUCCGAGGCGAUGACGAUACACUCAGAGAGUAUAAGGAGCAUGACCGUGUGUACCGCUAUGACUACUACAAUGACAUUGGCGACCCAGACAAGGGCGAGGAUUAUGCACGGCCGAUCCUUGGUGGCAGCCAAGAACUCCCAUACCCACGCCGUGGUAGAACUGGCCGACUCCCAGCAGAAAAAGACCCAAAGGCAGAGAGCAGAAUUCCUGUGUAUUUAGUGAAGAAGGCUCUGGAAAUCUACGUCCCACGCGAUGAGCGCUUUGGGCACCUCAAGUUGUCUGACUUCCUUGGGUACUCUCUCAAGGCCAUCACUGAAGCUAUUCUUCCGAUAAUAAGGACCUAUGUCGACACCACACCCAAGGAAUUUGACUCGUUUCAAGACAUCUAUAAUCUCUAUGAUGGUCUUUUGCAAGUGCCCGAUAGCCCUGCGCUAGCGGAUAUCAAAAAGAAAAUCCCCUUUCAGUUUAUUAAGAGUAUUUUACCAGUUGCUGGUGACGACUUUCUUAACUUGCCCCUUCCACAAGUUAUUAAAUCAGAUAAGUUUGCUUGGAGGACAGACGAGGAGUUUACGCGGGAGAUGCUUGCAGGAGUCAACCCAGUUUGCAUCAAACGUGUGACGGAGUUCCCUAUAAAAAGCUCCCUGGAUCACAGUGUAUAUGGGGACCACACAAGCACAAUUACUGAGGAUCAAAUUCGGCCUUACCUGGAAGAAGGCCUCACAGUGAAACAGGCAAUGGAGAGCAACAGGCUCUUCAUUCUAGAUCACCACGAUAACUUCAUGCCCUACCUUGAGCGCAUCAACAAGUUGGAGGGUAACUACAUCUACGCUUCCAGGACCCUGCUGUUCCUGAAGGCUGAUGGCACGCUGAAGCCAUUGGCCAUCGAGCUGAGUCUGCCACACCCUGACGGGUAUCAGCACGGAGCGGAGAGCACAGUGUACCCUCCGGUUCAGGACGGUGUUGAUGGCCAGAUCUGGCAGCUUGCCAAGGCUUACGCCUCCGUCAAUGACUCUGCUUGGCACCAGCUGGUCAGCCACUGGUUGAACACACACGCGGUAAUCGAGCCAUUCGUGAUUGCAACGAACCGGCAACUCAGCGUGGUGCAUCCGGUGCACAAACUUCUGAGCCCACACUACCGUGACACGAUGAACAUCAACGCCCUGGCGCGGACAACGCUCAUCAACGCUGGCGGUGUCUUUGAGCUGACUGUCUUCCCAGGGAAGUACGCGCUAGAGAUGUCUUCCGUCGUGUACAAGGACUGGAAACUCACCGAGCAGGGCCUCCCUGACGAUCUCGUCAAAAGGGGCAUGGCUGUGCGAGACCCGUCGAGCUCUUACGGCGUUCGUCUGCUGAUCAAGGACUACCCGUACGCCGUGGAUGGGCUGGUGAUCUGGUGGGCGAUUGAGCAGUGGGUGAAGGAGUACCUGGCUAUCUAUUACCCCAACGACGGCGAGCUCAGGGCUGACAAGGAGCUGGAGGGGUGGUGGAAAGAGGUGCGCGAGGACGGGCACGGUGACCUCAAGGACAAGGACUGGUGGCCCAAGAUGCAGACCGUUGAGGAGCUGGCCAAGACGUGCACCACCAUCAUCUGGGUGGCGUCGGCGCUGCACGCUGCAGUCAACUUUGGGCAGUACCCUUACGCGGGGUACCUCCCAAACCGGCCGACAGUGAGCCGGCGGAAGAUGCCGGUGAAGGACGAUAAGGAGUACAAGCAGCUGGAGGAGGGCGGGGAGGAGGCCGACAAGGUGUUCAUCCACACCAUCACCAGCCAGUUUCAGACCAUCCUCGGCAUCACCCUCAUCGAGAUCCUCUCCAAGCACGCCUCCGACGAGGUGUACCUCGGGCAGCGCGACACGCCGGAGUGGACGUCGGACGCUAAGGCGCUGGAGGCGUUCAAGAGGUUCGGCACCCGACUGAUCGAGAUCGAGAAGCGGAUCACGGCCAUGAACAAGGACCCGUCGCUCAAGAACCGGAACGGGCCUGUGAACAUGCCCUACACGCUUCUUUACCCCAACACUUCGGACCUCACCGGCGAGAAAGGCCUCGGGCUCACCGGCAUGGGCAUCCCCAACAGCGUCUCCAUCUGAGGUCUCCGUCGUGGCUUUGUGUCUCGUGCAGUGCAGAGUGUAUGUUUCGUUCAUUGUUUUUGCAAGGUAGUCGGGGUAAUUGUUUGUCAGGAUUAGUGGAUGAUGGGAGGUGAUGCCGCUGAUGGAGGGAGGAGAAUACGGUACUGAGGCAUCAGUAAGCAAUCAGCUGUACAUUUUUAUCUCCAGAAAUAAGAGUUAAUUGCAGUUUGCAUCA